GGAAGAGGCGGACACGUGACAGAGACUCCCCGGGGCUGGGCAGAGAAACGGAGAAGUUGGUCCACUACUCCCACGUGUGAAUUGAGCAAUUACGGCCGUGAUAGAGUGAGAGAGAGAGAGAGAAAGUCAAUUACAAAGCUCCAAACCUCGCGUCUCUUUAUCGAUUUAUUUAGGCGGCAAGAAGGAGGAGGGGGACCAUGCUUCGUUGCGUCUGCUGACGAACCCCGAGCCCGUUCAGAAGAGCGGGAAGACCGACCGGGAGGCCCGGACUCGCUCUCCCCUCCCCUGCCGGGUUAUCCGAGUGCUCAUUGAGCAAAUUGUUCAAGUCGAAUGAGCCCGAAGCGUUGAACAGGACCUCCACAGUUUUAAGCAUUCGGGUGAUCGCAAUAUGGGCAACUUACUGAAAGUGCUGACGUGCACUGACCUGGAACAGGGACCAAACUUCUUCCUAGACUUUGAAAAUGCACAGCCGACUGACAAUGAGCAGCAGACGUGGAUGUCGGUGGGGUCGGUGCUGCAGGGCACACGGAGCGUGCUGUCUGAGCUGCAGGAGUACUGCGGCGCUGGCAACGAGAUACGAGAGGCGAUUUCCAACCCUGGGAAUGAGAUCUUCCAGGAGAAGGCGUGGAACGCUGUUUGCCCGCUCGUCUCCAAACUCAAACGCUUCUUCGAGUUCUCCCAGCGCCUCGACCGCGCUCUGCAGAGCCUCCUGGUGGCGCUCACUUGCCCGCCGCUCACGUCCAUGCAGCAUCUGGAGCGGGAGCAGGCACUCGCUAAGCAGUUUGCAGAGAUCCUGCACUUCACUCUGCAGUUCGACGAGCUCAAGAUGACCAACCCGGCCAUUCAGAACGACUUCAGCUACUACAGACGGACGCUGAGCCGCAUGCGCAUCAACAACAUGGGUUCCGACGUGGAGAUGGAGGUGAAUAACGAGAUGGCGAACCGCAUGUCCCUGUUCUACGCGGAAGCGACGCCAAUGCUGAAGACGCUGAGCGAUGGCACCACGCGGUUUGUGCAGGAGCACAAGUCACUUCCCCUGGAAAAUACGACAGACUGCUUGAGCACCAUGGCGAGGGUGUGCAAAGUCAUGCUGGAGACACCGGAGUACAGGAAGCGCUUUGCGAGCGAAGAGACGGUGUUCUUCUGCUUGCGCGUUAUGGUGGGCGUCAUCAUACUCUACGACCACGUGCAUCCUGUGGGCGCCUUCGCCAAAUCUUCCAAAAUCGACAUGAAAGGCUGCAUCAAGGUGUUAAAGGACCAGCCAGCCAAUAGCGUGGAGGGUCUCCUGAAUGCGCUCAGGUACAACACCAAGCAUUUAAAUGAAGAGACCACCUCCAAGCAGAUUAAGGCCAUGCUCCAGCAGUGAGAGCGUGAGCCCCGGACUGGGCGUCUCGGACGCGCUGCCGCGUGACAUCGCUGCUGCCCUUGUCUUUCUAGCCGGCAGGUUCAUCUCUCUGUCUCGCCGCCGGCUCUCGUUAACGCGUACGCGCUUUGCCGUGCGUACAGGUUGAUGCAAAACGUGCGCCGCACUAUUUAAAUGUCACCAAGAGGUACUCGUCGAAGUGUUUUUGUUUUUUAAUUUGUUCCAUCGGUGUGAUUAUCAGUGUGGACCUGUACUCCAACCAAAUGAUCAAAUUGUACUGUCCUAGGUUUUACAAACUGUGCAUGGCAAUUGUAACACAGUCGAUGGAAUUGUAGGGUUUGAGAGCAGUAUGGAGUUGAUUUUAAUAGCCAUGAUUUGGAAGACUUGGGCUAAGGAAACAAUUUGCUGAUUGUGUUGAGAGUUCGUUUUAUUCAUAGCAUGACAGUAGAUUUCUUUGUAUGUGUAUAUAUUUGUUAGCAUUUAAUUCCAAGCACAUACCAGCAAGAAUUUGUCCAUUUGCACUUGUAUAUAAGAAUGCUGCCUCUUACCAAAGUGACCCUUUUUUAAAUGCUAUUGCAUACAUAUAUAACUGAUGAGCUAAUUUGCGCCUGCGACAACGUUUUUUAUUUUAACAAUGUGAUGUUCUAAGAGCUUUUGCUGGCCGAUCAUGCCAAAUUGAAUGCAUCUUCGUGUCCCAUUCAAUAACGAACGUGAAUAGAGUCUGCGACAUGCUUCAUUAAUGACCGAAGCAUUUUAUUGUGAUGGAUACGCUCAAAGACUGUUUUUGGGGUGACCUUGGGAGAACAAUCUCAAUUAAGGCCACCUGGUGGCAGCUGAUGUGAAUUAAACGGUGCGUUUCAGGAAUUGUUUUUUUAUCGGGCAACAAGAUUCAUGGUUGUAUCACAAAGCUAAUGUCAAGGUUAGUGUUGGCCCAUAUUUAAAACGUAAGGGUGCAGGUUACAAUAUUAUAUCUGCUGGCUAAAAAAUUAUAUUAUUUUUUAUAAACAUUUCUGUCUCAUCCUAGUUGACCGUAAGCUUCAAUGGUCUAAAGAGCCAAAAUCAGCUCCUGUAAUCAAUGUUAAGUAUUCAUGGCAAUGGCUGAUUCAGUUUUUUCAAAGUAUGCUCGUGAUUUAAAUGCAAUCUAAUAUUUUCCAUCUGGAGACGUCAAUCAUCUCAGCGUGUUAUGCUUUUGGUGUUAGAGAAUGGUAAAUUAAAAAAAUCAAACAAGUGUUAUAUAAGUUAAUUUUGUAUGCAUGUAACGAUUAAAAAAAAUAUAUAGUAUAGUACAAUCAUUUAAAAUGUGGUACCAAUGCCCUUGUAGCACCAGCUGCCUUUCUGUAGCAUGUGUCUGUAAGAUGACUUGGUACUGUGACUAUGGACAAAACUUGCGAGUGCUAUUUUGCUACUGAGGUACUGACUUGAUUUGGCGCUCCUUCAAGGCGAUGAUACACUAUGGACAUUGCAUGGCAUUGUCACUGGAAAUAGUUGCCACCAUUUCGUUGCCAAAAUCUGGACACAUCUAUUUGCUGCUCCUUGUAGUGAGCAACCAGGAUAGCAACUUCCAAUCAGAUUACAGACAGGUCACAUAACUACCAAACGUUGAGUGCUCUAUCGACCUAUAGCUCAUUCAACAUAUUUCAACAAACUGGUAAAAUUGGCUAGGCAGAACUGUUUCGCUGUGCUUUUGCUGCACCGAGUUACUAUAGCUGCGCAUAGUAAUUGCGUUGCUAGUGACGAUCGCAGGCGGUGAUUUCCCGAGAGUAUCAUGACCUUCAGGCAUUUUUAAAGAGGCUGCAGGAUGCACUGCAAUCCUAAGUGGCGAGUGGCUAGGUCUAGUAGGGUUUAGCCUGGGCAAACUUUUUUACCAGCUGCGGAAUUCAAAUACACAGCCUGUGCAGUAAACCCUCUUGAAGGCCUGCUCGCUGACCGCUGACAGAGCGCGAGGUCAACACUAUCAGAGCACGUGGUUGACUGACGGGAGAGGUUUGCAUCAGAUCGUUUUUACGGCUUGCCGUUUUCGGUUGCCGAUCAGGUCAUAUUCACUAUGUCAUGUUUUUGUCAUGACCUGACCCGCAUCCGAACGGCAGGUCAUGAAAAUUACGAUGCGAAUUAUGUGGUGCGUUUGAAGAAAUAUGGUGCUACGGACCAAUUGAGAAUCUUGCUUGUAUCCUAAAACCCAAUGGAAUGGACUCCAGACUGACGCAAUCGGUGAAUCCCAUGUCCUUGAGCACGUCAGUCUACGAUGUGCUAGGGUAGUGGCAACCUUGCGCGGUCACAUUUUUCGACGUACAAAAUAAUAACAUUUAUUAAAUUAUAUAUAGAAAAAAAAUACUUCCAAAAAAACAUUUCGGCCCUCCGCAAAGAAUAUUUUAUGCAGCUGCCUCUGGCUGCCUUGCGACGCUUCCUGCCCCCUCUUUAAAGCAGCCUCUUGGAGCCUGAAGAGUGCACUUGCGUGUGAGCGUACACGCGCCCGUAAACCACGUUGCGUGCCCAUGUGGCGGCAGUGGCAUCGCUGAAUGUAUUGGGCGUCUGCUCACUUCACAAGCAAAGACUGACGUGUGUAGGAAAUGUGUUGCAGCCGCAGAGUGUGCUAUGCAAAGUGUGACCAUCACUGUAAACCCGCUACUGUUUUAACGCGACUCGUUACUUGAAUGUCCGUCGUCACGGCACAAAACAAGCGACGGGAGCCACUCUCGACCCGAGUGUCGGGUUGGCGUCUUGAUGCAUUUGCGAAUCAUCCAAGAGAAUGCUUGACAUGAAGUGGUGAGUGAAUUAGUGGUGAGAUGUGGCAGACGACGACACAUUUGUGAAGUGGAGCAAUGUUUCUCCUCCUUGCGACCCCUCCACUGUGGUGCAGCUUUACUUUGCUAUGGAUUCAUCUUCUUGGUUCUUUUGGUAAAGUCACGUAGAAGGGAAAUAAUAAAAUAAUAAAAAUAAAACAUAAUAAAAUAAUUCUCACGACGUUUCGGGCAUUCAGACGCCGUCUCCCCGACAGACCUGGUCUUCACCUGAGGACGGCUGUUUGCAUUGUGGCCGAAACGUCGUGAGAAUUAUUAUUAUUAUUUUUUUUUUUUUAUUUCCCUUCUAUGUGACUUUACCAAAAGAACCAAGAAAGAUGAAUCCCUGCAGUCACGAAAGCUUUAAAUCGAAAUUUGCUAUGGAUCCUUACCUGUCACAUUUGAUUCGAGCCGCUACACGUUGAACAGACGUCACGGUAAUCUCAGAAUGCUGCAUCGUGGGGAGGUCAUUAGGACCGGAGUUUGAGAAACAUGGAUGUAGAGAAUUGUUGCUUGUUAAAACUCCAACCCUUGUGUUCUCUCUCAUGGCUUGAUUUUCACGAGUUCGUAUUUGUGUGCAUUGCGACUUCUUGUUGAUGUGAGAUUCUGAACGCAGGAAUGGGGAGAUCUUCUGCAAAUAUGGAAGAGACAAUUCAAUGAAAAUAUGUAAACAAGUUGGUUUUAAAUAAUUGUGUUAAGGGAAAUUAAUAAACAUUGAAUUAAUCUCAAAUAUAUGCCACGUAAUAGAUGGAAGUUAAUAUGAGCCUUUACUAUGUACUUUGGGAAAGAGAGUACAAUUUAGAAACACGUUAGGGCCGAAAAUGCAAAACUAUGCGUUUUGUUCAUUACACGGGAUAUUGUUGUACCCUCUUUCUUGCACUGGCUCAUCCGAUAUGGCAUCACUAUGCUUUUGUGCGUGUUUGUGUUCAGACGUUAAUAAGUGUUUGACAACAGACCAACGGCUCAAUGACAUACAUUAUUUGAACACUAGUUAUGUUUGAAGCAAGCUCUGUCCAAGCUUUACUUGGUAGAAUAAACAUUCAGUUUUUUUGUAAAGUAUACCAGCCUUUACAGUGGUGUAUGCCAUGGGUAAUCGGAAGUCCAUUUAGCUCAUGUUUAGACUGCCCUCUAGAGGCAAUAUUAAUGUUGGUACGGUUUAUUUUCUUGCUUGUGCGGCACAUUUAAACCAAAAGCAGGCAAACAAAGAAUGCUUUUACGACUACAAUAUGCUCAUGCUUGCUGUAUACCGGCUUAGAGGGAAAAGGGGUUUGAAUAAGUGCACUUUUUCCCGUGUUGUGACGAACAGCGUAGUAAACCGUUUGGAAUGGCCCUGGUUAAAUCAGAAAUAAGUUUCGAAAGAUUCAGUUACUACGAGGUGGCCUGAUGGCUAAGGAGAGCCUCAAUGGCCAUGUUGAAGCACUGAGCCAAUGCCACUGAGAAGCUUUACAAUCUGGUUCGCGACCCGUGAUUAACCACCUUUUCAAGUGUAGUGGAUUUGAUGGCCUCUUGCUCCUUCACUAAUGACCACACACACAUAAAAAAAAUCAUUCAGCACAACUAAAGUUAAGCUUAAAAUGUACUCGCGGUCCAUGGUCCUGGAUCAUUGUAAAUUUUGGGGCAAAGCUUCGAUAAAUAACAUUGUAUAUUUGACACUUCAGAUGAUUAAGCAUCAAUUGUCAAUGGAAGUGUCCUUAAAGUGGUCAGAAAAGCUCUCGAUAUUGCGGCACGGUUAUUUGAGGCCCGACUGACUGGAAAAUAUCUCAAACGAUAUUUCUUCACCGAAUGACAUGAGUAGCAUAUUUAUGAUACAAUCUGAGAUAAAUCCCAAAAAGGGAAAAGCAUUCCGUGCAGUGAAAACCAACUCGCUGUCGGCUAUGAAACAAAUGAAUGCAGUCACAGUACUCUGUAGAGGCGCUCUUUCGAGUUAUCUCCAGCGGAGGACUUCCAGCAUGCGGUGAUGUGAGCCAUCAAUUGGAAGGUUGCGCAUUUAUUAAUUACAAUCCGAACGUAUCACCCGUGGGCUGUCUAACGCUGGUGCAUUGUUGGCCACUUGAUGCCCCGAGUGUGGCUUUUGAGCACAUUUACGAUUUUCAUGCCAUCACAAAACGAUGAAUUGUUACGAUUCGUGGUCGCGACUAAUUUGAGUUGAUUCUUUCGUCUACCAUUCUGAUUCAUGCAAAAUUACGAGUGCGAGAAGCGGUCACAACGUCAUGCGGUGGGGGUGCCAGUCCAUUGGGAGAGCCCUCUGGAAAUUAUUUGGGGUGCGUAAUUACAACAAACAAAUUCUGGACAAAACUACUUGUCAGAGUUACGUGAACCAAUCUAAUACAACAAUUUCAAAGAAAUGACUUUUGUUAUCGUGUCAAUAGCAUGAUGCCCUUUUAUGCUUUUAUAAGGAUCUCCGUUCAAGCUGAUAUUGGGUGUUAUUUGAAUCCCCUAGACUCUUGAGCUCGUUGGGAUCAUAAACUUCUGCUUAUUUUCGUUCUGCCUAGCACCGCCACUGGCAUCACACACGAAUCAAGAAUAAUCGAGUCAUAACUCGCAGUGUUCCGUGCGCCUUGAGCAUAGGUUUUCGAUUGUAAUCGAUGUGUCGUCACGCGUCUAAUCGCGUUGCAUGAAGAUGCGGUGGGGGGAGUGAUUGAGAUGGGGUUGGCUCAGUGUGUGGUUAAGUGUUGAAAGGAAAUGUGCGAUUGAAAUUGGUGGGAAGUGGCCACGCAUUAAAAUGAAAUGUCCUUUCAAGAAUCAUACUGUAAUUUUGAGGUCCGUUAUGCAGUUCAUUGCAUUUUUAAAUGCUCUUUUGUACGAAUGAAAUCCAACAGAAUAAAAGCUUGAUGAUAUA
Molecule: messenger RNA, 6979 nt
Organism: Lethenteron reissneri (Far Eastern brook lamprey)
Lineage: Eukaryota; Metazoa; Chordata; Hyperoartia; Petromyzontiformes; Petromyzontidae
Product: CYFIP-related Rac1 interactor B-like
Biological process (GO): regulation of actin filament polymerization
Molecular function (GO): small GTPase binding
Source: RefSeq, a predicted model, not a curated record